This is a messenger RNA of Arachis duranensis, 613 nucleotides long. RefSeq lists its product as uncharacterized. Lineage: Eukaryota; Viridiplantae; Streptophyta; Magnoliopsida; Fabales; Fabaceae. Bases 120 to 476 code for a protein of 118 amino acids. Gene Ontology annotation, molecular function: zinc ion binding; nucleic acid binding. The transcript is spliced from 4 exons. The record is from RefSeq and is a predicted model, not a curated record.
AGUGUGUUAAAGAUGUUGAAGACUUAAAAAAAGGGAAAACAAAAAACCCUAAUUCUCAGGCAGGGUGUGGAAGAGGAACUCAGCUUCAAAAACCCUAGAGCAAUUCAGGAACGCCAAAAAUGGGGGGUAAAUGUCCGCACAGGAGCGUCAAGAAAAGGAGAUACUCUCACAAAACCGCACGCCGCACCAAAUUCCUCAUCAAAGGUGAUGACAUGGUUUACGAUCAGCUAAACAAGGCUGAUGAAGAGAGACCUUUACCUGUUGAUGAAGAUUUGCCUGGGAUGGGACAGUACUAUUGCCUUCACUGCGAUCGGUAUUUUUCCAAUGUAGCUGUGAGGGAUGAGCAUUUUAAGACCAAAAAACACAAGAAGCGUGUAAAACAAAUGAUGGGUCCUGCACCUCAUACUCAACUUGAUGCUGAACUAGCUGCUGGAAUGGGAAUGCCAGACAAUGGACCAAAGUUGAUGUCUAUGUAACUUAUUUUUGGGACAAAUUGAUUAUACAAAUUUUGAGCCUUUUGUAAUGAGAUUGGAUGCUAAGUUGAUAUGUUAUGAUGCUAUAGAUGUUAUCUUAUUUCUACCAAUAUAUUAUAAUGCUUAUUCUCGUUUCUGCA